AUGGCCACCAAGAGACUUCCUCGUGAGCUGAUAGCCAAUGACUGUGAGGUACGGAGUUACAGUGGGUCUUCACAUCCAGCCAACAAGACAGGCUGUCACGUGACGACUGCUACUGGCGUGGCGCUCGUGCUGCUUGCCGUGGGUGUUGCCACGUUGACCGGGCUGAUUGUUUACCUGGCCGUUCCCGACAAGACGUUUAAGUGUCAGUGCGUUCUGCCAGACUGCUCAUCUGAAAGCCCACCGCCAGCGCCAAAAGUCACUGUAGCGACGGAUUCCGCAACCACGUUUUCCGAAACCACGCCUUCUGUAACCACGCCCUCUGUAACCAAGGCAAGGACUGAAGUUCCACUGAUCGACAGGCACAUGCGCUUGCCGAGGUCUCUUCUUCCGGUACACUACCGCGUGGAGCUGGAGCCACGGAUGUACGGAAAAGACCCGAAAAACUUCACCUUCCGCGGCUCUGUGGAUAUUUUAGUGGAUUGUGUAGAAGCCUCGGAUAACAUCACCUUGAACAUGUUCAAUCUGAUGAUCGUCAACAGCUCCAUAACUCUGUUGGGGACAAACGGCAUGACCACACCUCGUAUCCAUGGUUACCAGAUCAGCCACUCUAAACAGCUGUUGAUCCUGAACUUGGACGAUACACUAACAGCCGGAAGUAGGUAUCACGUGAUCAUGGAGUUUUCCGGACCUCUUCGCGUCGGAUGGAGAGGACUGUACGUAGUGGAAUAUACAGAAAACAACUCAACUACGUAUGUGACCGGAACCCAGUUAGCUACUGUGUACGCUAGAAAGGUUUUCCCCUGUUUCGACGAGCCUGCAUUCAAGGCGACCUUUGACCUCACGGUCGUGAGGAGGAACGACCAUACGGCUUUGUCUAAUACUCCUCUCAUCAAAAGUGAGCGAAGAGCGAAUCAGAUGACAGCCGACACUUUUGACACCACACCAAAGAUGUCCACGUAUAAUCUGGCGCUUGUCGUGUCACAGUUCGCAAACAGAGAGGCGAUGACGUCGAACAGGGUUAAAAUCAGAGUGUGGACCCGUCCGGAACUUCUGGGGAAGACAGAUUACGUUCUACGACUGGCAGUUUACGUUCUGGAUUACUUUGAGGAGUUUUACAGAAUCAGAUACUCUUUACCUAAACUAGAUAUGGUUGCCCUGACCGACUUCGUGUACGGAGGGAUGGAAAACUGGGGGUUGAUCUUGUAUGACGAGAAAAAGUUUUUGGUCGAGCCAGGCGUAACUUCAACGCGGGCCCAUGAGCUAGGAGCCUCAAUUAUCUCCCACGAAAUCGUACAUCAGUGGUUUGGCAAUCUACUCACGAUGGAAUGGUGGGAUGACAUCUGGCUGAAUGAAGGUUUUGCUGACUUUUUCCACAACACGGGAGUUAACUCUUUUCAUCCAGAUUGGAAAAUGCACCAACUAACGAUAGUUAACCAGUUACAAGACGCUUUUAACAAAGAUAACAGAAAGACAUCUCAUCCGCUAAAGUUUCCUGUCGAUACACUCUCCAAGAUUCGAAAUAUCUACGACUCUCUGCCCUAUGUAAAGGGAGCUUCCAUUCUGCGUAUGUUUCAACAUUUCCUGGGAGAGGAUGCGUUCUUACAGGCGAUUCGGAGUUCCGAUCACGGGGUUCCAGUGCGAGACAUCCUGGCCACGUGGCUUUUCCAGAUGAACUACCCCGUAGUGACAGUAAAACGAUCAGCCAACCAUUCCAUCACUGUUUCUCAAAAGCGGUUUGUUCUCUAUGAGAAGGAAGAGGAGAGCGAGACUUUCUCGUCGCCGUACGGCUAUAAAUGGGACAUUCCCUUUACCUUUACCACAAAUCUGGUAAAAGAUUUCAACACCUCCCGAACUACACUUCUAUGGUGGAAUGAAGAAGAAGUUGAAAUAUGUGAUAGUAAACUCAUACCUGUUUGGAGCAAUAACAGUUGGGUGAUCGGCAAUGUCCGGCAAGUCGGGUUUUACCGGGUCAACUAUGAGGCAGACAACUGGGACGCUCUGAUUGGUCAGCUUAAAGAGGAUCACGUGGUCUUCUCCGUUGAAAACCGGGCUCAGAUUGUGAAUGAUGUCUGGAAUUUUGUCAGGUCUGGAUUACUUGACGCCGAGACUGCUUUGAAUGCUUCACAAUAUCUGCAGGCCGAAGAGAGUUACAUCCCCUGGCGAGCAGUUGUCUCGGAGUUUCAGUAUGCGUGCCACAUGCUGUCUCAAACAACUCUGUAUCCUUCUUUCCAGAUGUUUAUGAGGUCACUCCUUCGAAGACAGUAUUUCAAAACUGGCUGGGGAAACAAACAAAAUCAUUUAGACUCUUUGUUUCAGAACCUGAUAUUGACGCAGGCGUGUCACUAUGGCAUACCAGAAUGUGUGACGAAGGCGAAAAAGCUUUUCUCCGCCUGGAUGAAAGAUGACACAGUUAACCCAGUACCGAUGAACUAUAGAGAUGUGGUGUACUGUACCGCUAUAGCUCACGGUGACCUGCAGGAAUGGGACUUCGCAGUCCAGAUGUACCAGAAGUCCAACGAGAGCGACGAGCAAGAAAGGAUCAUAUCGGCUUUAGGCUGUACUACACAGCCUUGGAUUAUCCUCAAAUAUUUAUCAUGGAGCUUGAGGGAUGACUCGGUGCUUCAGCGAAUCAUAGUACGCUCCAUGGCGAAGCGGUGCUCGACGGAAAACAAACCGCUUCUCUGGCGUUAUAUUCAAGAACACUGGGAAAAGUUGUCAGGAGGUACGAAAUACAUGCUGUUCAAACACACGUUUCAGACAGCUUUCAACACAGACUUUGACCUUCGAAACCUUAAAAGGUUUAUUGGCGACUACACGGGUGCGAAAGAUCUCGAGGACUCUAUCGUAACGACACAAAGUAACAUAGAGUGGAUGAAGAACAACUUUGAGGCAAUAGGAAGAUGGUUUGAUGAGCAUGGAUAUGGCGCUUGACACUUGUCCUUUGCUCUUUUUUUUCUGUGUUUGGCUGUGUAAGCGAUUGCAAUUUAAAUGUAAUAUGACAAUACUAUAAUAAUUAUAGUUUGAUAAAAUGAGACUCUAGAGUAUAAGUUUAAACGAAAAGAAAACGAAAAUAAAGUAGGCAUCAGUAAAAAGACCACAAAAAACUUACAUGCAUAUGGAGAACAUCAUACACAUAUAUAAAGGACAUCAUACACAUAUACGGAGGACAGCAUACACAUAUGUAAAGAGGACAUCAUACACAUAUAUGAAGGGCAUCAUACACAUAUAUGGAGGACAUCAUACACAUAUAUAUAGAGGACAUCAUACACAUAUAUAUGGAGGACAUCAUACACAUAUAUGGAGGGCAUCAUACACAUAUAUGGAGGACAUCAUACACAUCUAUGGAGGACGUCAUAUACACAUAUGGAGGACACCAUAGACAUAUAUGGAGGACAUCACACAUAUUUAUAUGGAGGACAUCAUAUGCAUAUAUGGAGAACAUCACACAUAUAUAUGGAGGACAUCAUACACAUAUAUAUGGAGGACAUAACAAAAAGAUGUGGAGGACAUCAUACACAUAUAUGGAGGACGUCAUACACAUAUAUGUAGGACGUCAUCCACAUAUAUGGAGGACGUCAUACACAUAUAUGCAGCACGUCAUACAUACAUAUGGAGGACUUCACACAUAUAUAUG
Molecule: messenger RNA, 3634 nt
Organism: Liolophura sinensis
Lineage: Eukaryota; Metazoa; Mollusca; Polyplacophora; Chitonida; Chitonidae
Product: aminopeptidase N-like
Exons: 20
Coding region: 1-2931 (976 amino acids)
Biological process (GO): proteolysis; peptide catabolic process
Cellular component (GO): membrane; cytoplasm
Molecular function (GO): metalloaminopeptidase activity; zinc ion binding; peptide binding
Source: RefSeq, a predicted model, not a curated record